Molecule: messenger RNA, 333 nt
Organism: Pochonia chlamydosporia 170
Lineage: Eukaryota; Fungi; Ascomycota; Sordariomycetes; Hypocreales; Clavicipitaceae
Exons: 1
Coding region: 1-333 (110 amino acids)
Source: RefSeq, a predicted model, not a curated record
AUGGUGAAACCAGUUCAUCACUUGCAUCAUCACUGUCUGGUCAAGCAAAAACAAGAACCCUUCCUUGCCUCGGCCAAACAUCGAACAGAGACUAGUCCCUGGUCUGUGUUACUUUUCGGACCUGAAGGGAGACAGAGACAGCAACAGAGGCAGACAUCAGGCCUUCAUAUGACGUGCUUUUUCAUGCUUCCUGUUGGCAGGCCGUCUCUGAUUGCAUGGUACGUUGGUAUCGCCGGCAAGACAACCUUCAACAUCCGAUACGCCUCAUUUUUGGCGUCACAUAAAUCCAGCCGUUCUUCUGUCGUACCUGGAUUUGAACCCCGUUAUACCUGA